CCAAUGGGAAGCGGAAGUAAAGGGCGGUUAGCAGCUGGGCUAUUGCUCCGCGAGGCCGGCUUGUGAACUGAGCUGUGGGAAGGCGCGUGUCGGCCGCUCACUGGCGCAGCCUCCACCGUCGCCGGCCUCCCGCCCCCAACCCCCUCCCUGCGUUGUCGCAAGCGCCGUCGCGGACCCUGCGUGGCCCCGGCUUGGGCAGGAACGGGGACGCAAGCCGCGCGCGUGUCGCGCUGCACGGCAGGUGACAGGGGUUUGCUGUAAAAUGGGACUUCUGAUUGUAUUCACUGGACUGUGGCUGUUUUCCUCAGUAAAGGCAGAUUCAAAAGCCAUUACAACUUCUCUUACAACAAAAUGGUUUUCUACUCCAUUGUUGUUAGAAGCAAGUGAGUUUUUGGCAGAAGAUAGUCAAGAGAAGUUUUGGAAUUUUGUAGAAACCAGUCGAAAUAUUGGAUCAUCAGAUUAUCACGGUACUGAUUAUUCUUAUUACCGUGCAAUAUUAGAAGCUGCGUUUCAGUUUCUGUCACCUCUACAGCAGAAUUUGUUGAAAUUUUGUCUGUCUCUUCAUUCCUACUCGGCUACAAUUCAAGCCUUCCAGCAGAUAGCAGCUGAUGAACCUCCACCAGAAGGAUGUAAUUCAUUUUUUUCAGUGCAUGGAAAGAAGACUUGUGAUUUUGAUACCCUUGAUACUCUUCUACUAACAGCACCUGAAAGACCCAAACCCUUAUUAUUCAAAGGCGAUCACAGAUACCCUUCAUCUAAUCCUGAAAGUCCGGUGGUGAUUUUCUACUCUGAGAUUGGCUAUGAGGCAUUUUAUAAUCUCCACCGCCAGCUUAUAUCAAAAAGCAAUGCAGGCAAAAUCAAUUAUAUAUUCAGACAUUAUAUAUCUAAUCCCAGGAAGGAGCCUGUUUACCUCUCUGGCUAUGGUGUGGAACUGGCCAUUAAGAGCACUGAGUACAAGGCCAAGGAUGAUACUCAGGUGAAAGGAACUGAAGUAAACACCACAGUGAUUGGUGAAAAUGAUCCUGUUGAUGAAGUUCAGGGAUUCCUUUUUGGAAAAUUAAGAGACCUGCACCCUGACCUGAAGGAACAGUUGAAAGAACUUAGAAAGCAUCUUGUGGAGAGCACCAAUGAAAUGGCACCUUUAAAAGUUUGGCAACUGCAAGAUCUAAGCUUUCAGACUGCUGCCCGAAUCUUGGCCGCUCCAGUUGAAUUAGCUUUGGUGGUUAUGAAGGAUCUUAGUCAAAAUUUUCCUACUAAAGCCAGAGCAAUAACAAAAACAGCUGUGAGUUCAGAACUUAGAACCGAAGUGGAAGAGAAUCAGAAGUAUUUCAAGGGAACUUUAGGAUUACAGCCUGGAGAUUCAGCACUGUUCAUCAAUGGACUUCAUAUUGAUUUAGAUACGCAGGAUAUAUUCAGUCUGUUUGAUGUAUUGAGGAACGAAGCUCGGGUCAUGGAGGGACUGCAUAGACUGGGAAUAGAAGGCCUUUCUCUGCAUAACAUUUUGAAACUGAACAUCCAGCCCUCCGAGGCUGACUAUGCUGUAGACAUCAGGAGUCCUGCUAUUUCAUGGAUCAACAACCUGGAGGUCGAUAGCAGAUAUAAUUCAUGGCCAUCUAGUCUACAAGAGUUGCUACGACCCACCUUUCCCGGUGUUAUCCGGCAGAUCAGGAAAAAUUUGCAUAACAUGGUUUUCAUAGUUGAUCCUUCUCACGAGACCACAGCAGAGUUGAUUAGCACAGCUGAGAUGUUCCUUAGCAAUCAUAUACCACUAAGACUUGGCUUAAUCUUUGUGGUUAAUGAUUCUGAAGAUGUGGAUGGGAUGCAAGACGCUGGAGUGGCUAUUCUGAGAGCAUAUAAUUAUGUUGCCCAAGAACUGGAUGAUUAUCAUGCCUUCCAAACUCUGACACAUAUAUAUAACAAAGUAAGGACUGGAGAAAAGGUGAAAGUUGAACAUGUGGUCAGUGUCCUGGAGAAGAAAUAUCCAUAUGUAGAAGUGAAUAGCAUUUUGGGGAUUGAUUCUGCUUAUGAUCAGAAUCGGAAGGAAGCAAGAGCCUACUAUGAGCAGACUGGAGUUGGUCUUCUGCCUGUUGUUCUGUUCAAUGGAAUGCCCUUGGAAAAGGAGCAGCUGGAUCCUGAUGAGUUGGAAACCAUCACAAUGCACAAAAUUCUGGAGACCACAACCUUCUUCCAAAGAGCGGUAUACUUGGGCGAACUGUCCCAUGAUCAAGAUGUGGUAGAGUAUAUCAUGAAUCAGCCAAAUGUUGUUCCACGAAUCAAUUCUAGGAUUUUAACAGCUGAGCGAGAAUACCUGGAUUUAACAGCAACCAAUAACUUUUUUGUGGAUGAUUAUGCUAGAUUUACUGCCUUGGAUUCCCAAGGCAAGACUGCUGCUAUAGCCAAUAGUAUGAACUAUCUGACAAAGAAAGGAAUGUCCUCCAAGGAAAUCUAUGAUGAUUCUUUUAUUAGGCCAGUAACUUUUUGGAUUGUUGGGGAUUUUGAUAGCCCUUCUGGAAGGCAAUUAUUGUAUGAUGCUAUUAAACAUCAGAAAUCCAGUAACAAUGUUAGAAUAAGCAUGAUCAAUAAUCCUAGUGAAGAUAUAAGUUACAAGAACACUCAGAUUUCCAGAGCAAUCUGGGCAGCUCUCCAAACACAGACCUCCAACUCUGCUAAGAACUUCAUCACAAAAAUGGCCAAGGAAGAAACUUCAGAGGCCCUGGCUGCAGGAGCUGACAUUAGGGAGUUUUCUGUUGGGGGCAUGGAUUUCAGUCUUUUUAAAGAGGUCUUUGAGUCUUCCAAAAUGGAUUUCAUUUUGUCUCAUGCCAUGUACUGCAGGGAUGUCCUGAAGCUGAAGAAGGGACGGAGGGCAGUGAUCAGCAAUGGAAGGAUCAUUGGGCCACUGGAGGAUAGUGAACUCUUUAAUCAAGAUGAUUUCCACCUCCUAGAAAAUAUCAUCUUAAAAACUUCAGGACAGAAAAUCAAAUCUCAUAUUCAGCAGCUUCGAGUAGAAGAAGAUGUGGCAAGUGACUUGGUAAUGAAGGUGGAUGCCCUCCUGUCAGCUCAACCAAAAGGAGAUGCAAGAAUCGAAUAUCAGUUUUUUGAAGACAGAUACAGUGCAAUUAAACUGAGGCCAAAAGAAGGGGAGCCGUACUUUGAUGUCGUGGCUGUCAUUGACCCCGUCACUAGAGAAUCACAGAGACUUGCUCCAUUGCUCUUGGUUUUAACUCAGCUGAUCAACAUGAAUCUAAGAGUAUUUAUGAAUUGCCAAUCUAAACUUUCAGACAUGCCUUUAAAAAGCUUUUACCGUUAUGUCUUAGAACCAGAGAUUUCUUUCACUUCAGACAAUAGCUUUGCUAAAGGUCCAAUAGCAAAAUUUUUGGAUAUGCCACAAUCUCCUCUGUUCACUCUGAAUUUGAACACACCUGAGAGUUGGAUGAUAGAGUCUGUCAGAACACCAUAUGAUCUGGAUAAUAUUUAUUUAGAAGAGGUGGACAGUAUAGUGGCUGCUGAAUAUGAGUUGGAGUACCUCUUACUAGAAGGUCACUGCUAUGACAUUACCACAGGUCAGCCCCCACGAGGACUGCAGUUUACAUUAGGAACUUCAGCCAACCCAGUCAUCGUGGAUACCAUUGUUAUGGCCAAUCUGGGUUACUUUCAGUUAAAGGCCAACCCAGGAGCUUGGAUUCUCAGACUAAGGAAGGGACGUUCUGAAGAUAUUUAUAGGAUCUACAGCCAUGAUGGUACAGAUUCUCCACCUGAUGCUGAUGAAGUUGUUGUUGUACUCAAUAACUUCAAGAGCAAAAUUAUUAAAGUGAAGGUUCAGAAGAAAGCAGACAUGGUGAAUGAAGACUUGCUGAGUGAUGGAACUAAUGAGAACGAAUCUGGAUUUUGGGACUCCUUCAAAUGGGGCUUCACAGGAGGACAGAAGACUGAGGAAGUGAAACAAGAUAAGGAUGACAUAAUUAAUAUUUUCUCUGUUGCAUCUGGUCAUCUCUAUGAAAGAUUUCUUCGCAUAAUGAUGUUAUCAGUACUGAAGAAUACCAAGACUCCUGUAAAAUUCUGGUUCUUGAAGAAUUAUUUGUCUCCCACGUUUAAGGAGUUUAUACCUUAUAUGGCAAAUGAAUACAAUUUCCAAUAUGAGCUUGUUCAAUACAAAUGGCCCCGGUGGCUUCAUCAACAGACUGAAAAGCAGCGUAUCAUCUGGGGUUACAAGAUUCUCUUCCUGGAUGUGCUCUUCCCAUUAGUUGUUGACAAGUUCCUGUUCGUGGAUGCUGAUCAGAUUGUACGAACAGAUCUGAAAGAGUUAAGAGAUUUCAAUUUAGACGGUGCCCCUUAUGGUUAUACCCCUUUCUGUGAUAGCCGAAGAGAGAUGGAUGGCUACAGGUUCUGGAAAUCAGGGUACUGGGCCAGUCACUUAGCUGGGCGAAAGUAUCAUAUCAGUGCACUGUAUGUUGUUGAUCUGAAGAAGUUUAGGAAAAUAGCUGCUGGUGACAGACUCAGAGGACAGUACCAGGGUUUGAGUCAGGAUCCUAACAGCCUUUCAAAUCUUGAUCAAGAUUUGCCCAAUAACAUGAUCCAUCAGGUGCCAAUUAAAUCACUCCCUCAAGAAUGGCUUUGGUGUGAAACAUGGUGUGAUGACGCCUCCAAAAAAAGGGCAAAAACGAUUGAUCUGUGUAAUAAUCCAAUGACCAAAGAGCCCAAGCUAGAAGCAGCUGUUCGAAUUGUCCCAGAGUGGCAAGUCUAUGACCAAGAGAUCAAACAGCUACAGAUCCGCUUUCAGAAGGAGAAAGAAACAGGAGCACUGUAUAAGGAGAAGGUGACAAAAGAGCCACGCCGAGAAGGACCUCAGAAACGUGAAGAAUUAUGAUCUUCAGAGAAGGAUAGGAAAUUACACCAUUUGAAAAACACUUUUUAUAUUAAAUGCUAGUUUUUUCUGAUCUGUCUAUACAACUGCUGGUGAACAGGCUGGGCAGGUAUGCGUGCCUUCUGAUUCUGAACAUUUACUUUUGACUCCUGCACACUGGCAAGCUCUGGAUCUUUGAAGUUAAGACUCUUUUGGAUUCUUACCUCAGAGAAAUAUCGGUGGUUGAUUUUUUGGGAACUCUGUAAAGAGCAGUCUUCUAACCAAAAAGGAAAAUGGCAAAAGCAAGAGGAGGAAAACGCGUCCUGUGUGCCCCCACCCAAGAGCGCAUGGGUGUCACACUGCUGCAGCAGCCGACCAGCCGGAACCACAUGUUCUUCCUCACCUCAGUUGACUGGCAAAAGAGCUUAGUCUGCAUCCUGCACUGUGGUUCAGGUGCCACCCUGAGUUAGGCUGGCAGGAGCUUUGUCCAAUGUCCACACACCUUGAGGUUUAUGCCAGUGUACUCCUGUGUCCUUCCUGCAUUCUUUUCCCCAGCGUAAGUUCAUUGUUGAAUUGAGAACCAGCUAGCAAUUAUGUGUCUUCGGGGUUGGCUUGGGGCAAAUUAAUUUGGGGACAGGAUAGGGGUGGGUUGGGGUGAGGACGGGGAUAACAUCAGGGGUAAGAGGGCUCUGGAGUGUUGGAGGAGGUGAGGAAGACCAGAAAUUGGCCAUUCUCUUUUAUAAACCAUCAGUACCAUUGUGACUAAUUUGAAAUGAAAACAUUAUUCUCAUUCUCCACCCAACCUCAGUGAACUUUUUAGGUAAUUAUUUUGUAAACAGUUUUGUAUUUGUGAAAGCAUUCACUUUUUCUUUCCACUUUCUAAAGAAAUGUCAUGAUUGAUUUCCUUACUGGAUACAGCCAUAGUAAGCCCUCUAGUGACCCAUCGUGGAGGCUCAGGGCUCCCUCAGGAAGGUUACCUUCUCGAAAUUUCCCUUUCCUUUGUAGGAUUUUCUCUCUCUCAGACCCAGGGGAAUUUGGCUUUGACUUUUCUCUACAAAAGAUUCUCAGGUCUGAGACCAGGAGGGGUUUUGACUGUGUAAUUCAUGGUGUUUUUUUGGGGGGGGUGGGGCGUGGGGUUGGUUUUUGUUUUUGUUAAAUACACUGUUCCAUAUUCCUUUUAGUUUAGUGCUUUGGGUUGGGUUGUCUUUGGUUUGCAGUUGCCAGCGCUCUACCUUUUCUGACUCUACAUAGUUGCAUCUUGAAGCCACAUAAGCCCUUUAGUCAUUGCUUUUUGUGGCUUUACUUCAGCAGCUCAGUACGGCCUUCUGGAGCAGCCUAGUGAAUGGACAGUGCUGGUAGGCUCCCAUGAGGAGUCCUGGUGUGUUGUGGGCCUGUGUGGUUAUGAGGCUCCAGGUCUUUCCCUCAUCGUUCCCAGCUGCAGGGACAGCAAGAGCACACCCAUGGAUGGCGCCUCCUUCCAAAGCAAACAAUUUGUGUCUCAUAUUUGACUGCUUUUAAAAAAUGUGAGGAGGGAUGCAGAUGGACAGCUAAGUCCUCUUCUAAGCCAGGUAGCACAAUAAUUUACAAUCUUUUUAAAAAAUGAAAGUCUGUGACAAGUAUCAAGUAAUUUAUUUUUUCCAUAUUCACAUACAAAAGUUAACUUAGUCUCUCAAGCUGUCUGAAGAAGCUUUUGAGUUUGCUUCUUUGAUUGCAUUAAAAAUUGGGGAGGGAGGAGCUCAAAAGAUUUUUAAAUAAAUCGAUCCAAGAGAGAAAUAUCCCUCAGAAUUAUUGCUGUUAACAGAGGCAUGAGUUCCUGCUACCCUGCCCCUCACUGGGUCAGAGCAGCUGAAGGGAUAGAACCAAUAAGUAAAAAACAUUUGUUCAGCUUCAUCUUAGAUUUAAUUAAGCCUUUAGAGGGGCUUCUGCUGCUGCCACCUUCUGUGUACAAUCAUAGACUUGUGCAUUUCCCCAGUGCAUUUUCUGGGAGAUUGCAUAAGAAAUUACUAAAGUCACUGGGAUGUGAUUUUUAAAUGCUGAGUCCCUUGGAACAUGAACCAAAUCACCUUUCUCCCAUUUCUUUCUCUCCAUCUCUUAUGUAUAUUCCAUUUAAGGAAGGUAUAGUGUGAAAUCUGUUCUCCAUGUAGUAUGUGUGUGUGUGUCCUCAUUGCCCCUUAUCCAUCACCACCCUAAACAUAAGUCUUAUUACUAGGUGAAUCUAAAUAUGCAAGACCCAGCUUGCUUCUGAAAUGGCCUAGGGCCCUCCUCCUGCCAGUGAUUCUUGGUUCAUGUGACAUAAGCAUCUUUCAAAAUGAACCUCUAAUGCCCUAGGAAAUGAUGUUACCACUGAAAUUUGGUCUUGGUCAGCUUUGUCUGUUGUCUCUACUGUAUGAAAGCAAAUUGUCACUGGAAAGAUAGGAGAGAUUUUUUUCCCCAAGAAGCAAGAAUUGAUUGUAUUGAAACAAUCAAGCUUCUGAAAAAUGUUCACAGUGUAUUGUUUUUAACCACCAUUUGUAUGUAAUAGAUUUUUUUCUCUCAUCAUGCCGUAAUGGAAAAUUUUCUUUCUGAAUCAGUGCCAGAGUGAUAUGAAAUAAUGUGACGUUAGAAUGACAUGGAACAGUGUGACUUUUUGUUCUAUGAACAGUGGUAUUUGAUUGAGAUCAAAACCUGUGUACACAGCCUGCAGCUAGAGCUGUGGGGACAUAUGCCUAUGUUUUGUUUUAAAACUGUACUCAAUACUACCACACUGAGAAUGAUGGCAUGUUCUUUUUCCAUAAGAUUGAUAAAGUGUUGAAUCUGUCAAAAUGUGGCAUUUCAAGUUGAAACAAACGUGCUUGCCUACCUGCUAAGUGUGCAUGCAUCAUGGUAAGCCCACAUACUAUGUGAACUAAGCUCUUGGGAGAGCAAAGAUUUUACAUAUACUAAAAAGUUUCCAAGAAUGGAGCUUAUUUUACUCUGCUGUCCUUUAAGUCCUCAUGUUCUGAGCCUUGUUAAAGCUCUGCCUGAAUGAACAACUUUUAUCUGGAUGCAGGGGCUGAGUCUCUGGAUGAAGGGCUGAAAGCUAGGGAAGGCAGUGCAGUUUUUGAAAGAGACUGGCCCUGGCGAUAGGGAGGAAGGAAAUCCAGUUUCCUGUAGAGGGAAUUCUACUUUACUGACACCAUGAUUUGGGACAGGUUAGACACUACCCUCAUAGCAAUGAGUAUAAAAUGAUUCCUCUUCCCCAGUGUGUCCCCUGUAAGUUAAAUUUGGGUACUUGAAAGCAGUCCUUUUCUAAAAUUGUCAUGGAUGAUUUAAAAAAAUAAUUCAACUCAAGGGUUACACAGGAAUACCUAGUGCAUUUUUCCUGAAAAAAAUGUUAGGACUGUCGUAUCAAAUUUUAUGACAGUGUAAAUGUUUUGGUAAAGCCACCUAAUGGAAACUUUCUCUUGGUAAUACAAAUGGAAGGUGCAUUGUCUGCAAAGUUAUUUAAGUGUAUAUUACAUUGUCAUGCAAUUUUAAUAAUUAGUUUUCUUAAAUAUUUGAUUUUAUGGGAAUGUUUUUGUGGGAUGAUUAGAGUUCAUCCACUUAAAUAUAGCUGUUGUCUAUUUUAAUGGUAUAAUAUUUUUUAUUUAAAUUCAUGUUUUUCCUGCCUUGAUUUAGUGAGGAAAGCUCUUAAUCGGGAUUUUGGUAAUUACGUGAUUGAAUUCAAGCAAAUUAGACUCAUUAACUCAGGUUGUCAUUGAUAUUUCAAAGUAUCUGGAAGAUACCAAUUUCUUUUUCAUUAUUUGGUCUUUGAUCUCUCGAUCUAGUACAGAAAGGACACUUCUGGGCGAUAGUGAGUCAGUGCACUGAGUAGAGGAUCUCUCCCCAUUUGGGUAGGUUGACAGUUUAUAAACACAAACCACAAAAUCAGCUUUAAGCAGCUGCAUGCUUUCCAGAAGUAGUCCAUAAAGUUUAAACUUCAUGGUAAUGAUUUUGCAAGCAGGAGGCCAUCUCCUGAGUCUUUCUCAAUUACCUAGCAACACAGAAGCCAAAUGUGGAAGGUAUAAGUAGGAUACAGGUUAGGAUAUGAGCUAAGGCCUUCAUUCUAUCUGUAAUUUAUACAUUGACUUAGUUGUCACGAUCUAGAUUUCCAGAAAAAUGGGCAUAAUUCCUCUUCAAAACGAAAGUAUUAGAAUACAUUAACCUAAAGUCAGCAGUUUGAGAAAAAGUUGAUCAAGUAACCAUGUUUUCCAAUUAGUUAUCCUUGGUAAUAACAAGUUAAACAUGGAAAAAUGAAGAAAAAUGUUAGAAUUUUAAAGAAACUGUGUAAAAAAAAAAACCUCCUUUAUAAAAAAAACUAUUUUACUGUAAUUCUGUUCCAUUAAAUGCAAGAUAGGUCCAGGUGCUGCCCUUGCUUGAGAAUUGGGUCUCCAAAUGUUUGCAGAGCCCUCUGCACCAAAAAUGAACUGAGAAUGAAUUUCCUGGUACUGUAAUGAAAAUAAGGUCUGCUCAACACAAUAAACUUCUCCUCUUCUUUAAAA
Molecule: messenger RNA, 9339 nt
Organism: Pteropus alecto (black flying fox)
Lineage: Eukaryota; Metazoa; Chordata; Mammalia; Chiroptera; Pteropodidae
Gene: UGGT1
Product: UDP-glucose glycoprotein glucosyltransferase 1
Exons: 41
Coding region: 263-4864 (1533 amino acids)
Cellular component (GO): endoplasmic reticulum
Molecular function (GO): UDP-glucose:glycoprotein glucosyltransferase activity
Source: RefSeq, a predicted model, not a curated record